Molecule: messenger RNA, 348 nt
Organism: Chondrus crispus (carragheen)
Lineage: Eukaryota; Rhodophyta; Florideophyceae; Gigartinales; Gigartinaceae
Exons: 3
Coding region: 1-348 (115 amino acids)
Source: RefSeq, a predicted model, not a curated record
AUGUUCCUUAACGAAGGUAUGAUGUUCGUGAAAUUACGACAGAUAUUGAUAUCUCUCGAGCCUGGGGGUGCCGGUCAGUUUAUUGCCGAAUCACUCUCUCACAAACUCGCUUCAGUCCAUAUUUCGAUUCCCUUUCGGGACUCCUUCCUUUGCUCUGAUGGAUGUCCAAAAGCGCAGUCUUACCGGUUAUGUUUGAAACCAAAGAGCAUUUUGAAGCGUUUUAUCCAUACAGACUGCACAAAUGUUAGAGCCGAAAUGCUUCUGCGCACAUCGGUCCAAGUUGCGGAAUGGCAAGUAUAUGUGCGUUCAAGGGCAAUGCGCGUUCAGUCUUUGGGCUGCGCGAGAUAG